Messenger RNA from Magnolia sinica, 2340 nucleotides. Its product is annotated as vacuolar-sorting receptor 3-like. The record is from RefSeq and is a predicted model, not a curated record. Gene Ontology annotation, molecular function: calcium ion binding. Bases 142 to 2022 code for a protein of 626 amino acids. NCBI's taxonomy places the organism in Eukaryota, Viridiplantae, Streptophyta, Magnoliopsida, Magnoliales, Magnoliaceae. The transcript has 12 exons.
UCGUACACAGGCUUCCAAAAAUACCCUUGUGACUCGUCCCCGUUCGUCAAAACCCCCCAUACUAUCUACAGUUCCUGUAAAUUAAAUAACACCCAAAUACCAAUCUAUUGCAAUUUUUUUCUCUUGAAUUCUGUAAUCGAUAUGGAGAGCUCAGUUGGGUUUUUUGUGGGCUUUCUGUGGCUGCUCUUGGGGGCGAGAAUUCCAUCUGUGUUGGCAAGAUUCGUAGUCGAAAAGAACAGCUUGAGGGUAACUUCUCCGGACGCCAUUCGUGGAAAUCAUGAUAGUGCGAUUGGGAAUUUCGGCAUUCCGCAGUACGGCGGGAGCAUGGCGGGGAAGGUCGUCUAUCCGAAGGAGAACAAGAAGGGCUGCGUUGAAUUCGGCGAGUCGUUCAAGGCGAAGUCAGGAAAGCUGCCGACGUUCCUGUUGCUCGAUCGCGGAGAUUGUUUUUUUGCUUUAAAGAUUUGGAAUGCACAAAAGGCUGGGGCUUCAGCACUACUUGUUGCAGAUGACACUGAAGAACCUUUGAUAACCAUGGAUUCACCUCGAGAGGAUGAAGAAUCUGCAAAGUACAUUCAGAACAUAACGAUUCCAUCCGCGCUCAUUGAUAAAAACUUUGGUGAACAAUUAAAGAAGGCAGUCAACAGUGGAGAAAUGGUUAAUGUGAACCUUGACUGGCGAGAAGCUGUUCCACACCCGGACGAUCGUGUGGAGUAUGAGUUGUGGACCAACAGCAAUGAUGAAUGCGGGCCUAAAUGCGACAUGUUGAUGGAAUUUGUGAAAAAUUUCAAGGGUGCGGCCCAGAUACUUGAGCAAGGCGGUUAUAGUCAGUUUACGCCCCAUUAUAUAACUUGGUACUGUCCUCAGGCGUUCACUUUGAGCAGACAGUGCAGAUCCCAAUGCAUUAAUCAUGGAAGGUAUUGCGCACCCGAUCCUGAACAGGAUUUUACCCAAGGUUAUGAAGGGAAAGACGUUGUUAUUGAGAAUUUGAGGCAACUGUGCGUGUUUCGAGUUGCAAAUGAAUCCAAAAGACCUUGGGUUUGGUGGGAUUAUGUAACUGAUUUUCAAAUAAGAUGCCCCAUGAAGCAGAAAAAGUACGACAAAGAAUGUGCAGACACUGUCAUCAAAUCUCUUGGACUCGACAAUAAGAAGAUAGAAAAGUGUAUGGGAGACCCAAAUGCCGAUUCUGAAAAUCCUGUUCUAAAAGAAGAGCAAGAUGCCCAAGUUGGAAAAGGAUCCAGGGGCGAUGUUACUAUUCUACCUACUCUUGUUGUUAACAACAGACAAUAUCGAGGGAAGCUAGAGAGAGGUGCUGUUUUGAAGGCUAUUUGUUCGGGUUUCGAGGAAACUACUGAGCCACCUGUUUGUUUGAGUGAUGAUAUGGAGACAAACGAAUGUUUGAAGGAUAAUGGUGGUUGCUGGCAAGAUAAGGCAUCCAACGUCACUGCUUGCAAGGAUACAUUCCGUGGAAGAGUAUGUGAGUGUCCUUUGGUUGAAGGUGUGCAGUUCAAGGGUGAUGGUUAUAACGCUUGUGAAGCAAGUGGGCCUGGAAGAUGCAAGCUAAAUAAUGGGGGUUGUUGGCAAGAAACUCGAGAUGGUCGAACCUUCUCCGCUUGUCAGGAUGCUGAGGGAAGUAAAUGCAAGUGUCCUCCAGGCUUCAGAGGUGAUGGCAUUAAAAGUUGUGAAGAUAUCGACGAAUGCAAAGAAAAGAUGGUUUGCAAGUGCCCUGAGUGCAGCUGCAAGGAUACUUGGGGCAGCUACGAGUGCACCUGUAGUGGUGACCUUUUAUACAUUAGAGACCCUGACACCUGUAUAAGCAAAAGAGGUAGGGAAGCAAAGACUGCAUGGAUUGCUGUCUGGGUCAUUUUGAUAGGUUUGGCUGUUGCUGCAGUUGGAGCAUAUAUUGUUUACAAAUAUCGAUUAAGAUCAUACAUGGACACGGAGAUUAGAGCUAUAAUGGCACAGUACAUGCCACUGGACAGCCAAGGAGAGGUCCCAAAUCAUGUCCACGAAGAUCGUGCAUGAAAAGCUGCUUCCAUUAAACUUAUGAAGAUUUGAAGCGACACAGACAAGGUGAUUGAAUUAUUCACCCCUUCGUUCCAUUAAUUACACAAGAUUCUCUCAGUUUAGAGCGGCUGGUUUUGUCAAAAUAUGGGGGGUAAUAAAUGACAGGCAAGAUUACAUGCACAGGUUUAUUAGGACUGGAAAUGUUGAAGUAGAGACUGUGAGGGUUUCAACAGUUGGGUUUGAGGAAUUUCUUUAUAUUUCAGCAACUGUAUAAUCCAUGUAUAGUUCUCUGUGAUGUACUCUAUCAUCUUUAGAUUAUCAGCUUUGUUUCUUUUU